Pelagomonas calceolata is the source of this 1591-nucleotide messenger RNA. The record is from the annotation of a GenBank genome assembly. NCBI's taxonomy places the organism in Eukaryota, Pelagophyceae, Pelagomonadales, Pelagomonadaceae.
GCGAGCCACCGCCCGACGUUUUAGGAGACGCGGGGCUGCCCGCGCGCCCGCGACCCGUCCGAAGCCGGAGCCCGCGCAGCGCCCCACCGCGCGAUUUCUAGGGCACCGAGGGGCUGCCCGCGCAAGGCCAAGACCAGGGCCGCAAGAUGGUCGUCGACGAGAGCCUCUUCGGCCGCAAGACGAAGACCAAGGGCCGCGGCGGCGCGCUGCCCGCGCGCGCGGCCGUCAUCUCGGCGGCCGAGCUCCGGCGCAUCCAGGGGAGCACGAGGAUCAUCACCGCGGCCGAGAUCCAGAAAGAUAAGGACGAGUUGGAGGCCAUCCACGCCGUGAAGCACAAGGCGGCGCGGGCGCGCAAGGACCGCAUGCGCGCGCUCGCCGCGGCCUCCAAGAACAAAGCGAAGAAGAGCACGAUGGAGCUCGAGAAGGAGGCGCGGAAGGAGACCAUCCGGCAGAUGGCCGACAAGACGCUGGAUGAGAACCUGGACUUGGUGAAAUAUUUGAGAGGCAUCGGUGCGCGAGCGGCCGCCUUCACGAUCCGAGACCAGCAGCUCAACGAACGCGGCGCGAAGGAAGCGAGGCAAAAGGCCUACGAAGAUCGCAUGGACCUGUUGAUGGAGGUCGACCGGUUGCGCGACCUGAAGCAGCGCGAGGACGCCGACAACCUGCGGAGGAAGAAGCGAGUCGAAGAUAGGAAGGUCAUCACGGAGCAGAUCGACGCCAUACGGCGGAAGAGGAUCCUCGAGGAGGAGCAGCGCGAGCAGGAAUCGAAGGCCAUGCUCGAGUUGAUUGCGAAGUACGAAAAAGAAGAUCAGGAGGCCGCCGCGAUCCAAAAGGUGGAGCAGGAGCGCGCGCGCAUGGAGGUCAUGGAGGCGAACAAAGCGAGUAUUGAGCGGAAGCACGCCGAGAAGCAGCGCGACCGGGACGAGGAGGAGGCCAUUCUACUCUAUCAAGCUCGAAAAGACGAGCUCAUGCGCAAGCGCGAGCAGGAGGAGAAGGAGAUCCAGGACGAGAAGAACCGACUCGCGAAAGCUAUGUUGGACUCGCAGGAAAAGAUCAUGGACAAUUCCGCGGAGUUGGAUGCGUUGCGCGCGCGGCGCUACGCCGAAGCGAAAGAACGAGCCGCGCGCGAGGCCGUGCUCAAGAAGGAGACGUGGCGCAAGAACCUGGCCGAAAGUGUGCACAAGACGUUAGGGGACCAGAUCGAGGACAAGAAGCGGCGCCAGGCGCGCGAGGCCGCGCUCCAGGAACGGGAACACAACGAGUGCCUGCGCUACGCGAACAAGGUUCAAGAUAGAGAGGCGAUCGAGAACGAGCGGAAGCGCCAGAUCAACGAAGAAUUCAAAAGAACGCUCAACGAGCAGAUCGCGGCGGCGCGCCGCGGCCGCACGGACAAGUUCCAGCAGGCCCAGGACGAGGGCCGGGCCAUGCGCAACGAGUUCGCCAUGGAGCGCGCCAAGCUCGAGGCCAUCCGCGACGCCAUGAUCGAGGACAUGCUCAAGCGGGGCUACAACCCCAACUACCUCAACGAGAUCCGCAACUGCGACAUCCAGAAGAUCCAGAUGCGCUAGACUAUCUCGGGGAGGGGUAAGGU